AUGCUUAGACCCAAAUAAGCCUUCAAGUUAAAUGGAAAUAAAACCCCAUAAGAACAAUUAAAUAGGAAGUAGAAUAGUUUAAGUCUGCGUGAUUAGAGGUAAGAUUUUUGAUUGAAUUUUCAAAGCAAUUAUUCGUUGAGUGCGACGAAAAAUAAAACCAAUAUUUCUACCACCAUAAAUUCUAUUAAUAGAACAAAAAACUCCUUCUAUGUUGACCCAAAAAGGGAAAAGUUAUAAACCCAUACAAUAGAGUUAUAAAAAACUACGGAUCUUGAUUUUAGUAACAAGUUCAGGUCAACAUUUCAAGAAAGUGGCAGAAGAUAUAGAAAACUAGUAAGAGUUGCUAUGUUAUAUUAAGAAUACAACUUAUAGAGAAAAACAUGAAAGGCCUAUAUACCAUAGUAAAUCAUUAAUAUGUGGAUAAAGAGAAAUAGAGAAUAAUGACUAAUUAAUAAAAGAGUAUGAAUGUUUAUAAUUAGGAACUUAAAUGUAAUACAACAAGGUUUGAUUAAAGAGCCACAUGUUCCAAUAAUUAAUGCGAAUGAAGAUCUAACAAAAGCAAAGGAGUAAGUCGAUACUAUGAAUAAAAAUUUGGAACCAGAAACUUUCGAAGUAGAUGAAUGGGAUUAUUAGAUAGAUUUUGAAAAAUUAAAACUUGAUGCACUUAGUUUGGAUGAAUUAAGAUCUUUAGUCUAAGAAUUUGAAAAGGAGGAAUACGAAAGAAAUUAUUUGUAGAUGGAUAAAAUUUUAUUGAAGAAUAAAUUUUUUGAAAGAUUUGGCUAAGGAAUCAGAAUUGGAAUUAUGGAAAAAGCUUCUAUUGAAAUUCAUGAUGUUGGGAACGUCAUUUUACAAUUAGGAGCUAACAGCAAUAAUCUUUAUGUUAUUCUCAGAGGUUCGUGUUAAUAGACAUUGACUAUGGAUAUACAGUUGGAAGAAUAUGAAUAUUUGACUGUCUAAUCUUAUUUUGAUGGGUAAGAUUUAUCAGAAAUCAAUUUAUUGUAAUUAAACAAUAACAGAGGAUAUUCUGUAAAUAAAUUUAUAGACAUGGUAGAAGAAAUCAAAGAACAUCCGAAAUUUAAAGGUAUUAUCUUUAAAAAUUAAUUAAGAUAUUUUAAAAAAUGAAAGAACCAAAUUGAUUACCAGUCACAUCUCUUGUUCAGAAAAAACUUAUCUAUUGAGAAUGGACAAUGAUUAAUUCUAAAAGAUUUUAAAAUAAUCCAUAGAAAAAGAUAAGGAGUUUAAAUUGAGCAUUCUAUCAUAAAUCAGAUUCUUUUAACAUACUUCAACUUCUCAAUUAUUGCAUUUAGUGGCAGAAUUAGGAAUUCAAAAUUACUUUUAGGGAGAUAGUGUUGUGAGAAAGGGAGAUAAAUUAAAUAGGGUGAUAAUAAUUGCUUAAGGCGAAUUUGAAAUCGUAGAAGAAAUCUAACUAGAGAGAGAAACAAGAAACUAUUAUUUGGAGAACAAAUUAAAACCCUUUGUCCAUAAGAAACACAUAGAUAGGAAUACAAGGCCAUUCAUUCCUAGGGACUAGGCUGAUUAAUCUUUUGAUUAAUAUUUUGAUUAAUUGAAAGAUUCAAAAAAGGAUUAAUAAAAAGAUUAAUAAAAAGAUUAAUUUUUAAAUUAAAAUAAAUAACAAGUUAUAAGAAAUUCAAAAUGCUAUUAAUAUUGUAAUAAGUAAAUUAAUGGCAAAAACGAAAUUACUUAUACUCAUUUGCAUGUUUUGAAAACAUUGAAGAAAUGUGAUGUGAUUUGUGGUAGAUCAUUAUUAAUCUUAUAUGAUAAUGAGUAUGACUAAAAAUAGGCAAGCAGUGCAAAGUAAUCAAUAUAUUAGAUAUCUAUAUAGACUAACUGUAGUUGCCAAGAGUGUAUAGGGUAGUGUAUUCUUUUUGGAUGAAAAAAGAUACUAAAAUCUCCCAGAAAGUUUAUAAAACCAAAUUUUAGCAGGAUUAAGGUCUAUGAAAGAAUUUGAUGAUUAUGAGAUAGAACACAUAAGAAAACAAAUAAAGUCUUGGGAGAUAUACAAGUAGAAUUUAUACUAACAAAAUAUAUUGGAUAAACGUAAAAAUUCGUUUAAAUAAUACUGA
This is a messenger RNA of Paramecium octaurelia, 2084 nucleotides long. The record is from the annotation of a GenBank genome assembly. NCBI's taxonomy places the organism in Eukaryota, Ciliophora, Oligohymenophorea, Peniculida, Parameciidae.